Messenger RNA from Macrosiphum euphorbiae (potato aphid), 774 nucleotides. The record is from the annotation of a GenBank genome assembly. NCBI's taxonomy places the organism in Eukaryota, Metazoa, Arthropoda, Insecta, Hemiptera, Aphididae.
AUGCCGGAACCUACCAAAGAAGUGUGGAUUCAAACUGCCGAAGGAUUUUAUAAUAAUGCGAAUUUUCCUAACUGCCUUGGAGCAGUUGAUGGAAAGCAUAUUCGAAUAAUUAAUCCGGCAAAAAGUGGUUCAGACUACUUUAAUUACAAGCAUUUUUUUUCUAUAAUUUUAAUGGCUUUAGUAGAUUCGAACUAUUGUUUCCUUUCCAUAGACGUUGGAGCUUAUGGACGUGAAGGAGAUCCUAACGUCUUCAAAAAGUCACCAUUAGGUAAAAAGUUAUACGAUCGUCAACUGGACAUCCCAUUGCCAAAAAAGUUACCUAAUGAUGAUGAUGGUGUAGAACAACCAUUUGUGAUAGUUGGAGACCUACAUUCAUUUGCCUUGCAUGAAAACUUACUCAAGCCUUACCCAAGAAAAAAUUUAGAUUUGAAGAAAAAAAUAUUUAAUAUAAGACUCACUCGAGCUAGACGUUAUGUGGAAUGCACGUUUGGAAUUCUAGCGAACAAGUGGAGAGUUUUUCAUACGCCUAUUUUAGUUGAACCUGAGUUUGCUACAUUGAUAGUAAAAGCAGCAUGUGUUAUUCACAAUUUUGUUCGUCGUCGAGAUGGUGUAGAAUAUGAAGAUACAGUUCACUGUCCAUUUGAAUCUAUAAGUUCUGAGACUAAUCUUGCAAGAGGAUCAACAAUUAGUGCAAGAGAUGUCCGAGAUUACUUCGCUACAUACUUUGAUAGCCCAAAAGGAAAAUUAGAUUGGCAGUACAAUGUAGUACACUAA